This is a messenger RNA of Actinia tenebrosa (Australian red waratah sea anemone), 2237 nucleotides long. RefSeq lists its product as uncharacterized. NCBI's taxonomy places the organism in Eukaryota, Metazoa, Cnidaria, Anthozoa, Actiniaria, Actiniidae. The record is from RefSeq and is a predicted model, not a curated record.
CGGCCCAAAGGGCGAUAUACCUUGACCGCGUAAUGGGCGAAAGUAUGAUUCCCUCAGGAUUUUUGGCUUUUAUGCUUUUAUACUUUGCCUUUUCAUCGCAUUUUCUUUCAUCUUAUGGCGCUACAAAUUUCACGCGAUCCCCAAACAAAACUGUGGUUGUAACUUCUCCAAAACCCAUAAAACUUGAAUGGAACUAUACGGUUGAUAAUAAAGACGAUUUCAAGGACAACUCACCAGUAUGGGAAUAUAAAAGCUCAAGUGGAAUUUGGCAAGAAAUUGCGAGUGAGGAUGGUCUUGAUGGAUGGAAAUGGAAAAUCAGCAGUGAAUGUCCAAACACAUUACGACCGCGAGUGAGUAAAGAGUCAGUAGCUACGUUGGUAAUAAUAAAUACCACCCGAAAAGACAGUGGACAUUAUAGAUGCACUCUAAAAUUAUUAAGCAGCGAAGACAUCCCUAGUGAAGUUGAAGUCAYUGUAAAUGAUCCCAUUGCAAGUCCCACACCUCCAAGUAACCCAGUUACAGUCAAUGGAAGUACCCCACAUUCUUCCACAACCAAAGCAGUGCCAACAACAAAGCCAACAACAAAGCCAAAAAAAGAGCCUUGCCCAGAUUAUCCUUACAAGGCUAUCGUAGAAAUUGGAGUAACUCCCAUAACCGUUGGUCCGGAUUAUCUAGAUUGGUCGAAGGACAAGAUCAGUGAAUUUUUCAAAAAGGAUCCAUUUUUCUGUGAUAUUAACGUCAAGAAGAAUGAUGAAAGUUUAACUAUAACCUUGGUCUCCAAAGACAAAGUAACAAAGGAGGAUGUCAGAAGGAAGGUUGAGGCUUUUGCAAAAACAGUGGAAGGGGACGUUAAAAUUAAUAUACUCUCUGUAGUAAUCAAAGGGCCUCCUCUGCGUCCAGCUGAAAUUGCUGGAAUAGUUAUUGCUGUAGUGGUGUUGAUUGCUGUCAUUGUCAUUGUCAUCGUAGUCGUCAUAAAAAAGAAAAAGGCAAAGAAAAAUUUGGAAAAGCAAGAAAAUGAAAUACAAAACAAAGCUUCCUCUUUAGAAUAAGAAAAAUCGCAAGCGAGGAAAUCCAGUAAUGCUUCAAAAAGUGAAGGAAUGAGUCUUCUCUCCCGGGAUGGCGUAGUAAGAUCUUCCCCGACUUCGCUUGAAUUGAGCCACGAAACUAAGGUUUAAAACUUGGGAAGGUCUUGUUGCUUUGAUGCUUUUAAGUCCGUAACCCGCUUCAUGAGAAAAGCGAAUUCGGGGAAAGGUCAUUGUUUAGCUAAUUUGACAGUAGCUUAGUAUACAACACUUAAGGGCCCGGUUGUACGAAGGGUGGAUAGCGCUAUCCGACGGAUAACUCCUAUCCAAGGGAUAAAUUUAUUGAAUAAAAGCAUCGAUUUAUCCACUGGAUGAGGAUUUAUCCAUCGGAUAGCGCUAUCUACCAUUCGUGCAACCGGGCCAAGAUGUUUAUCUGUUUAUCAUUUUGAAUUUGUUUUUUAAGCUUUUUUGCAAAUAUAUUCAUAUUGCCCAAUAAAACUGUAUACUUAUUCUUCGGGACAAAUAUCAUGCAAUAUCAUCCCAUGGUCUCCAUUGUUGUAACCAAACAAAAAUAAGUUGGCUAGAUGUCCUUCGUAACCGUAUCAGCACAUGAUAUAAGCAUAGAUUUUAUCAAGUCCAACUUCCACUUGAAACCUUUGCUACGUGGUCACUCAAGCGAAUUCCUGAAAGGUCUGGUCUAUAUACCGAAUCAAAAUGUGGUGACCGAUUUGAAUAACCAUUUUUCUGGGCUGAGUAACCGCACAACAUGUGAAAGCGCUUUUACACGUUGCUAGUCCAUCCAAAACAAUGGUAAUUCAUUCAACCUUAUCGCCAUAUUCUGAUUCGGUGUAUAAAACCAGGUAAUGUUAAAGUUGUCAUGAAAUAGAAAGCAAAUCUUUCGCAACUAGUCUGCGCAUAAAAGUAUUAAAAAUGCAAUAGCGAUCAUACGCUAAGUAUCAACUAGGUACACUAGAAGAUUGCAACGACAAUUACAUUUCAUUACAGCCCUUUUUGUUUCUGCGACCUAACCGACUCAACGCGUCUGGCAUCUUAGCUACCGUAAAAAGGCGACUGGAGCCGGCUAGGUCGCAGAAACAUGAAACGGGCUGUAAAAAUAACUUAAUCGGAAAAACUUCUAUUUAAAGUUGAAAGGUAUUAGUAAUAGCGUAGAACUUAAAAAUAAAAGACUCCUGUCUAGCAGGCAUGAAUUUUUAA